UUGACUUAAGUUUACAUAUAUACCGUCGGAGACCCAUGUCAAGUAGAGGUGGUUACUUUCACUCUUAAUAGUCCAGUUCGGCUUAUACUUAGAUUAUUUAGUCGGUUUCACCUUACUUCAACGGGUUUUUAAAAUGAAUAAUCGCGGUUUGUUGUGGGUUGUUUUCGUCUUAAUCCAGUUUAUUGUAUUUCUGGAUCAGCCCGUUAUCACGGCUGCACAAGAACCCGCCUUUGAACUUCCAGUAGAAUUAAUAGGAUUUCCUGUUAUAAUAGUUGCCGUUCGACUGUCGAAUUUUGUGAAGAAACUCGCCUAUUCUUUGAAUCCUAGUACAUAUAGACGAACACGACGUGAAAUAACCUCGGAAAUGAUCAAUAUGAUUGAAGCAGAGAAAAGAUUGGUUUCUGAAUUGGGCGAAAAUGUCUGCAUUUAUCCGAAAGUUUGUUUACAUCACGCAGAAAAAGCGAAGAGGUCAAGUGGACGAGAACAAAUGGUCAUUGAUUGGGACGAAGUUUUCAGAAAUUACAAGUCAUCUCCUCAAAAGCACAAGGAAUUUUACUUGCUUAGUGUAUUUUUGGGCGAUUUUGUCCAAUCGAAACAAUUUUGUAACCAGUUAGUCAAGAGAGGAAGAUCGUGUAAAGAUGAUUUAGACUCGUUAAGCAGCAUAUAAAUUUGUU
Messenger RNA from Phyllotreta striolata, 674 nucleotides. Lineage: Eukaryota; Metazoa; Arthropoda; Insecta; Coleoptera; Chrysomelidae. The record is from the annotation of a GenBank genome assembly.